This is a messenger RNA of Diceros bicornis minor, 4005 nucleotides long. RefSeq names its product DNA polymerase gamma, catalytic subunit (gene POLG). The transcript is spliced from 23 exons. Lineage: Eukaryota; Metazoa; Chordata; Mammalia; Perissodactyla; Rhinocerotidae. Gene Ontology annotation, cellular component: mitochondrion; gamma DNA polymerase complex. Gene Ontology annotation, biological process: mitochondrial DNA replication. Gene Ontology annotation, molecular function: DNA binding; DNA-directed DNA polymerase activity; 3'-5' exonuclease activity. The coding region runs from base 305 to 3994 and encodes 1229 amino acids. The record is from RefSeq and is a predicted model, not a curated record.
CUGGGCGCAGACGGGAAGUUGCGGCUGCCAGCGAGGCGAACUGGUCAGGUGCAGGCAGCACGCCACCCCGAGGCUGCGUAGGCUGCGCGGAGGGAGCCUUCGCGUCUCCGGCCCCGGGUCGGGAGCCGCAGACCGAGAAGCACCCGGCGGACCGAGGAUUUGUGGGUGGAAGGCAGGCAUGGUCAGACCCAUUUCACUGACAGGACAACAGAGACAGGACGUGUCUCACAGCCAGUAGAAGCAGCCAAGCUGGAGCCCAAAGCCAGGUGUUCUGACUCCCAGCGGGGGGCUUCCUGCACCAACCAUGAGCCGCCUGCUCUGGAAGAAGGUGGCCAGCGCCGCCGCCGGGCCAGGGCCGAUUCCAGCUCCAGGGCGCUGGGCCUUCAGCUCCGCCCCCGCCCCCGUCCCCGGCGACGGGCAGCCGCAGCCGCCAUCCUCGGAGGGCGGGCAGCUGCGGCACAACCCACUGCACAUCCAGAUGCUCUCGAGAGGGCUUCACGAGCAAAUCUUCGGGCCCGGCGGGGAGCUGCCCGGCGAGGCCGCGGUGCGCCGCAGCGUCGAGCACCUGCAGAAGCACGGGCUCUGGGGGCAGCCAGCCGCGACCCUGCCCGACGUGGAGCUGCGCCUGCCGCCCCUCUACGGGGGCAGCCUGGACCAGCACUUCCGCCUCCUGGCCCAGAAGCAGAGCCUGCCCUACCUGGAGGCGGCCAACUCGCUAUUGCAGGCCCAGCUGCCCCCGCGGCCCCCCAGCUGGGCCUGGGCGGAGGGCUGGACCCAGUACGGCCCCGCGGGGGAGGCCGUACCCGUGGCCAUCCCCGAGGAGCGGGCCCUGGUGUUCGACGUGGAGGUCUGCUUGGCAGAGGGAACUUGCCCCACGUUGGCGGUGGCCAUAUCCCCCUCGGCCUGGUAUUCCUGGUGCAGCCGGCGGCUGGUGGAAGAGCGUUACUCUUGGACCAGCCAGCUGUCGCCGGCUGACCUCAUUCCCCUGGAGGUCCCUGCCAGUGCAGGCAACCCCACGCAGCGGGGUUGGCAGGAGCAGUUGGUGGUGGGGCACAAUGUUUGCUUUGACCGAGCCCAUAUCAGGGAGCAGUACCUGAUCCAGGGCUCUCGCAUGCGCUUCCUGGACACCAUGAGCAUGCACAUGGCCAUCUCAGGGCUAAGCAGUUUCCAGCGCAGUCUGUGGAUAGCGGCUAAGCAGGGCAGGCACAAGGCCCGGCACCCCACACAGCGAGGCCAGAAGUCCCAGAGCAAAGGCAGCGGCCCAGCGAUCUCAUCCUGGGACUGGCUGGACAUGAGCAGUGUCAAUAAUCUGGCAGAUGUGCACAGCCUCUAUGUGGGAGGGCCUGCAUUAGAGAAGGAGCCCCGUGAACUGUUUGUCAAGGGUAGCAUGAAGGACAUCCGUGAGAACUUUCAGGACCUGAUGCAGUACUGUGCCCAGGACGUGUGGGCCACCUAUGAGGUUUUCCAGCAGCAGCUACCGCUCUUCUUGGAGAGGUGUCCCCACCCAGUGACUCUGGCCGGCAUGCUGGAGAUGGGUGUCUCCUACCUGCCUGUCAACCAGAACUGGGAGCGUUACCUGGCGGAGGCACAGAGCACCUACGAGGAGCUCCAACGGGAGAUGAAGAAGUCGCUGAUGGACCUGGCCAAUGACGCCUGCCAGCUGCUCUCAGGAGAGAGCCCUGCCCUGGUGGACUGGCUGUGCAGGUAUAAAGAAGACCCCUGGCUCUGGGACCUGGAGUGGGACCUGCAAGAGUUUAAGCAGAAGAAGGCAAAGAAGGUGAAGAGGAAGGAGCCAGCCACAGCCAGCCAGUUGCCCAUCGAGGGGGCUGGGACCCCAGGGGAUCCCAAGGAUCAGGAAGACCCCGGCCCCCCCAGUGAGGAGGAGGAGUUUCAGCAGGACGUCGCAGCCCGCGCCUGCUUGGAGCAGCUGAAGGGGACCACAGAGCUCUUGCCCAAACGGCCCCAGCACCUGCCUGGACACCCUGGGUGGUAUCGGAAGCUCUGCCCCCGGCUAGAUGACCCUGCGUGGGCGCCGGGCCCCAGCCUCCUCAGCCUGCAGAUGCGGGUCACACCUAAACUCAUGGCGCUGACCUGGGAUGGCUUCCCGCUGCACUACGCGGAGCAGCAUGGCUGGGGGUACCUGGUGCCCGGGCGGCGGGACAACCUGGCUGAUGUGCCUGCGGGCCCUGCCCCAGCAUUGGCUGGGGUGGCCUGCCCGUACAGAGCCAUCGAGUCCCUGUACAGGAAGCACUGUCUUGAACAGGGGAAGCAGCAGCCGGAGCCGCAGGAGGCGGGCCUGGCUGAGGAGUUCCUGCUCACCGACAGCAGCGCCAUGUGGGAGACGGUGGAAGAACUGGGUUGCUUAGAAGUGGAGGCCGAGGCUAAGAUGGAGAACUUUCGAGCGGCAGUUUCCAGCCAAGCCCCGGCUCUGACUGCUGCUGGUGGCCCGAAAGCCAGCCAGCCAGCCUAUCACCAUGGCAACGGACCUUACAAUGAUGUGGAUAUCCCCGGCUGCUGGUUCUUCAAGCUGCCUCAUAAGGAUGGUAACAGCUGCAAUGUGGGCAGCCCCUUUGCCAAGGACUUCUUGCCCAAGAUGGAGGAUGGCACCCUGCAGGCUGGCCCAGGAGGUGCCAGUGGGCCCCGUGCCUUGGAAAUCAACAAAAUGAUUUCUUUCUGGAGGAAUGCCCAUAAACGUAUCAGCUCCCAGAUGGUGGUGUGGCUGCCUAGGUCGGCUCUGCCCCGUGCUGUGACCAGACACCCAGACUACGACGAGGAAGGCCGCUACGGGGCCAUCCUGCCCCAGGUGGUGACCGCCGGCACCAUCACCCGUCGGGCUGUGGAGCCCACGUGGCUCACUGCCAGCAAUGCCCGGCCUGACCGAGUAGGCAGUGAGUUGAAGGCCAUGGUGCAGGCCCCGCCUGGCUACGUGCUCGUGGGUGCUGACGUGGACUCCCAGGAGCUGUGGAUCGCAGCUGUGCUUGGAGAUGCCCAUUUUGCUGGCAUGCAUGGCUGCACAGCCUUUGGGUGGAUGACACUGCAGGGCAGGAAGAGCAGGGGCACCGACUUGCACAGUAAGACAGCUGCCACAGUGGGCAUCAGCCGGGAGCAUGCCAAGAUCUUCAACUACGGCCGCAUCUACGGGGCGGGGCAGCCUUUUGCUGAGCGCCUGCUGAUGCAGUUCAACCACCGCCUCACACGGCAGGAGGCAGCUGAGAAGGCCCAGCAGAUGUAUGCUGUCACCAAGGGCCUCCGCCGGUAUCGGCUGUCGGAUGAAGGCGAGUGGCUGGUGAGGGAGUUGGACCUCCCUGUGGACAGGACUGAGGACAGCUGGGUUUCCCUGCAGGAUCUGCGCAAGAUCCAGAGAGAAGCUUCAAGGAAGUCACACUGGAAGAAGUGGGAAGUGGUUGCUGAACGAGCGUGGAUGGGGGGCACAGAGUCAGAAAUGUUCAAUAAGCUGGAAAGCAUUGCCACGUCUGACACUCCAUGUACCCCGGUGCUGGGCUGCCGCAUCAGCCGAGCCCUGGAGCCCUCGGCUGUCCAGGGGGAGUUUAUGACCAGCCGUGUGAACUGGGUGGUGCAGAGCUCUGCUGUGGACUACUUACACCUCAUGCUUGUGGCUAUGAAGUGGCUGUUUGAGGAGUUUGCCAUUGAUGGACGCUUCUGCAUCAGCAUCCACGACGAGGUUCGCUACCUGGUGCGGGAGGAGGACCGCUACCGUGCUGCCCUGGCCCUGCAGAUCACCAACCUCCUGACCAGGUGCAUGUUUGCCUACAAGCUGGGUCUCAAUGACUUGCCCCAGUCAGUCGCCUUUUUCAGUGCAGUUGAUAUUGACCAGUGCCUCAGGAAGGAAGUCACCAUGGAUUGUAAAACCCCUUCCAACCCAACUGGGAUGGAAAGGAGAUACGGGAUUCCCCAGGGUGAAGCGCUGGAUAUUUACCAGAUAAUUGAACUCACCAAAGGCUCCUUGGAAAAACGAAGCCAGCCUGGACCGUAGCUCUGCCUGGA